AUGGCUCCCUCGGACGGCGACGUCGUUCCCGGAAGUGUCUACCUAUAUCAGCCUGUCAAAUGGGCCCCUCCUAUGUUCGCAGUGUGGUUUGCAGUUGCUACCAUUGCACAUGUCUGGCAAUGUAUCAAAUACAGGGCCUGGAAGGUCACCGGCCUUCAUCCAUUCUGCGGUCUGUUUUUCACAGCAGGAUUUUCCGUACGUUCGUAUGGGGCUUAUAACUACGACAAUGUCGGAGUCUACGUCGCAAGCUCCAUCCUAAUACUCUGCGCGCCCCCCAUCCUAGAGCUGGCCAAUUAUCAUGUGCUAGGUCGAAUACUCUACUACGUCCCAUACCACUCGCCUCUCCAUCCCGGCCGUACCCUAACGACGUUUGGUGCAAUAUCUAGCAUCGUUGAAAUCCUGAACGCGAUCGGCGUCUCCUGGCUAGCGAACCCAAACAUACUUGAGGUCUAUGCCGACACCGGACAUAUCCUCAUGAAGACAUCGCUGAUCUUACAAAUCGUUGUCAUCCUUCUCUUCUGCAUCAUCGCCGGCGUCUUCCACAAACGAUGCAUCAGGGGAGGCAUCAAAUCGGGAAAAGUACAGGGCCCUCUCAUCACUUUGUACAUCAGUCAGGGCCUCAUCGUCAUUCGCACAAUCUACCGCUGCGUCGAACACUUCGGCAUCAGCCGCGUACCCACAACUCCAUCAAAAGACUGGGACCCAAUGAGUCUCUCGCAAAUUGUUCGACACGAAUGGUUCUUCUGGGUUUUCGACGCAAGCUUCAUGCUUGUAAACACCGUGCUAUGGAACUAUCGCCAUCCGCGUCGCUACCUACCGGAGGACUAUCACAUCUACCUGGCUCAGGAUGGGCAGACUGAGCUGGAAGGUCCAGGUUGGAAGGACGACAUGCCGUGGUUUAUGACGUUUAUCGAUCCGUGCGGACUUACGGCAUCUAUGACUGGUGAUAGUCGGAGGGCAAAGAGGCCAUUCUGGGAGAACAACGGCUAUGAGGCUGUCGAACUCGGUCAGAGAGACAAUGAUGGUGCAGGAGUCAAAGCCUGA
Messenger RNA from Alternaria ventricosa, 1044 nucleotides. RefSeq lists its product as uncharacterized. The record is from RefSeq and is a predicted model, not a curated record. Gene Ontology annotation, cellular component: membrane. The coding region runs from base 1 to 1044 and encodes 347 amino acids. The transcript has 2 exons. Lineage: Eukaryota; Fungi; Ascomycota; Dothideomycetes; Pleosporales; Pleosporaceae.